Molecule: messenger RNA, 1110 nt
Organism: Zasmidium cellare ATCC 36951
Lineage: Eukaryota; Fungi; Ascomycota; Dothideomycetes; Mycosphaerellales; Mycosphaerellaceae
Exons: 8
Coding region: 1-1110 (369 amino acids)
Molecular function (GO): oxidoreductase activity; FMN binding
Source: RefSeq, a predicted model, not a curated record
AUGUCGCAUCGCCUUCCUUACCUCGAUAGAGAUAUAUUGACAAUCAAUGAUCUCAAAACCAAAGCCGGAACUAGGGUUCCCGUGGCUACUCGAGAAUGGCUUGAAGAAGGGGCUAUGGACCUGAUAAUCCUCAAGGACAAUGAGGAAGCUUACAAUCGCUACAAGCUUCGCCCCCGAACGCUGCGAAACGUCCACGACCUCGACAUGUCUGCUACCGUCUUUGGUACCAAGGUCUCCAUCCCGUUCGGCUUCUCUCCCGCUGGGCAUCACGCAACUGUCCACCCAGAUGGGGAAGUGGCCACCUCGCGAGCUGCAGCGAAGAACAACAUAGCCAUGGCAUUGUCCGCGUACGCGAGUUACGAUCUUACAGAUGUCAUGCAGCAAGGCCAAGGCAAUCCCUAUGCCAUUCAUGUGUGCAUUUACAGGAACAGACGGAAGACCUUGCAGAUCCUUCAACGAGCCGAAGCUGCUGGCUUCAAGGCCGUGAUCGUGUCCGUGGACAUUCCCGUUCUUGGACUGCGGCUCAGCGAGUAUCGAAAUGACUUCAAGAUCCCGACCCACGUCAAAAUACCAAUGCUGAAAGACGAAGGAGAGACCGGGCCUACAGAUCCAGAGGAACUCGCUCUUGAUGAUUCCCUCGCUUGGUCAGAGCUCAUCCCCUGGCUUCGUUUCAACACCAACAUGGAGAUCUGGCUUAAAGGGAUAACAUCGCCUGAAGACGUCGCACUCGCCGUGGGACAUGGCGUGGACGGGGUUGUCAUAUCUAAUCAUGGCGGGAGACAGCUCGAUGGCGUCCCAGCAAGCCUGGAUGCAUUGCGAGAGUGUGCACCAAUUGCCAAAGGCAAGAUCAAGAUAGCAGUCGAUGGGGGCAUUCGAAGAGGCUCCGACAUCUUCAAGGCCCUAGCUCUUGGGGCAGACUUCUGCCUUGCCGGCAGAAUACCCCUGUGGGGACUGGCGUACAAUGGAGAAGACGGCGUCGAUCUAGCCUUGAAGAUACUGACCAGAGAGUUCCGCACAACCAUGGCGCUUUGCGGCUGCAGCUCAGUAUCCGAAAUCUCCAAGGAGCAUCUCUCCGUGAUCCAAGGUGAAGCCUUUUUGAGUCGAUUGUAG